Messenger RNA from Notodromas monacha, 1031 nucleotides. The record is from the annotation of a GenBank genome assembly. NCBI's taxonomy places the organism in Eukaryota, Metazoa, Arthropoda, Ostracoda, Podocopida, Cyprididae.
GCGAAAGGACAACAUGCGGGAACGACAGUGCAAUUGUUACCAGCUCCAGCUUCUUCGGGGAUUGUGGCUUCUCCGACUGUGAAAGACUUGUUGAGACUCGCUGGGAUCCAAGACUGCUACGUUGUCUCUUCAUCAGGCAAGCCGUCUUCACCGGAUUGCCAAGCAAUGGCGACGUACGCGGCCCUUCGCGGGACGCGGUCGCCGGCCUUAUCCUCGUCAUCGCCGUCGUCCCUGUCGGUGUCGAUGACACGCUCAUCCUCGUGUGCCGUCCACACCCCGGUCACGUGUCCCUACGACCAGUACACCGACUACAUCUUCAACAAGUUCCGGCCCACGGCUUCCGGUCCGAGGAACCGGCCGCCGUCUUCCUUCCGGUCCCCGGCGAUCGCCGCCUCUUCGUCGCCCUGCUCAUCUUCCGCCUCUUCCUCGUCUUCUUCGCGAUUGUCCCAGGGAAACAGGUUCUUCUUCAGCUGAAGUUUCAUCAAUUAAUCUUGGAUUUUCCGCACCUCUUUUCCCGACGCCGGAGGGAAUUUUCCUGAAGGAAUUUUCGAGAAGCCCUGCGACAUGCGGACAUGAAUGAUGAGUGCCCACGUCAAAGCAGAAGCCGUGUAUCAUCUGUCAACCCACAGGAUUCCCUGUUUUUUCUUUCUUUUUUCUUUUUGAAUGCCUCCCUGCGUGUUUUUCAAUUUUCCAGAGGACAAGAUUGAAUCCUGUUCGAAAGCAGGGGGCUUCGCAAUUCUGUCAGUCUGAAUAGUCGCUUAUUUUUUCUUUUUUUUCUUGUGAGAAGAUGAAAAUAUUUGGAUUGAUGAUCUAACACGAAAAUGUUUCCGUGAUGUGGAAUUUCCCCCUCAUUUUUCAUGUUGCUCGUUUUUUUUUAAAAGAAGUUUCAAGAAUUGCAUUCAAUUUGUCAUCAUCAAACGUUGAAUUCUCGCUCGAGAUUCUAGAAUUUUUCUCUUUGUCAAAAUUUGUUUAAAAGUGAACAAAGAAAUGGAUUGCCAGUAUUCCAACUGACGUCAAAAAAGAUUUACUCC